Molecule: messenger RNA, 3079 nt
Organism: Paramecium sonneborni
Lineage: Eukaryota; Ciliophora; Oligohymenophorea; Peniculida; Parameciidae
Source: the annotation of a GenBank genome assembly
AUGAAACCAAAUCAAUCAGAAAAUUUAGGAACUGAAUAAGAAAAUAGUAUUAAUAAUAUCUCAACAAAUAUUUUAGGCAAUCAAACUUUGCAUGGUUAAUCAGGUAGACAAUUGCUUGACAGUGGAUAGAAAUCGAAUUCUCAAUUGAUUAAGAAAAUUAGAUAAAAUUUAAAAAACAACAAGGAAAUAAAGAGAGAAUUGAGAGCCUAAGAUUUAGUUGCAGAUAAAUCGUAUUUAAAACACAAUAAUCUAGGUAAUUUAUUAGUAAGUAUGAUAAAAAUUCUCAAAUAUAAUUAUCACAUUAUGGUCCUUAUUAUGCUGGAAAUCCACCAAAGAAUAAAAAAAACUUUGAUGAAAGUCCUUUUUUGAUUGAUUCUCUAUAUGAAGAAGAUAUAGAAGGAUUUAGCAAUUAAGCUUGGAAGAAAUAUCCCUUAGAAAUAUUAAUGAUAAUCUUAAGGUUUAUUAGUUUUAUAACAAAAUCAAACUUUGCCACUAGCUUUAGAUUGGUCAAUAGAAAUGUUUUUGAAAUUAUUGGGGAUAAAGCAGCUUAUUUCCGAUAUUACUUAUUUAAUGAUUAUUUCAAAUAUGAAGUAUUCAUUAAUAUUAUUUUAGAAACCAACUCCAUAUGAAAAAAUGAAAUAUUAAUUGAAUCAGUAGGUUUUUGUUCCUUUAAGAAAAAUGAAGGUUUAUAAUUUAUUAAGCAACAAUAAAUUAAUUUUAAGACCAGAAUCUCUUACUUCAAUAGCUUGGAAUAUUUACAUAUUAACAAUUCUAAAUAUGAAUGUAUUAUAUGUAAGUGCAAGAGUUUCUUUUAAGUUUGAUACAAGCAAUUCAUUUGAUGAUAGCUUUUAAUAAUUUAGAUAAGUAUUAUUCGAUGUUUUACCUUCUUAUUCUUUUAUUUUAGAAAUACUGAUUAAAUUUAACACUUGCUUUUAUCAUAAAGGAACAGUGAUAGAAAACAGAUAUUAUAUUGCAAAAAACUAUAUUCGAACAUGUAAUAAUUAUUUAGAUUCUUAAUAGCAUUCUUUUUUGAUAUUUUUGUUAUUAUUCCAUUUUUUUUGAGUUUAAGAUUUUAAGUAGAUUAUUUGGAUUUAGUAUUGAUUUUGAAAGUAUUUUAGAUAAAAAAGUUUAGUGGAAAUUUGUUUGAUAGAUUAGAAUUAUCAACAAAUUAAAUAGCUAUAUUUGAUUUAAUAAAAUUAGGAUAUACAAUCUUAGCUGUAGCUCAUUUUUGUGCAUGUCUUUGGUUUUUAGUUGGUUCUACUGGAAAUGAUUAAACAUCAUGGGUAGUAAAAAAUAAUAUAUAAAAUGAACCUUGGCAUACUCAAUAUUUAACUUCUUUUUAUUUUAGUAUAGUAACAAUGACAACUAUAGGAUAUGGAGAUAUAACUCCAUUAAAUUUAAGAGAGAGAAUUUUUACUAUUUGCAUGACAGUAGCAGCAGUAGGUAUUUUUGGAUAUUCUAUUGGUAAUAUAAAUAGUAUUUAUGCUGAAUGGAGUAGAAAAAGUUAUGAAUUUAGAUAAAACAUGAAUGCUUUAAAAAAAUAUAUGAGAUUGAAAGGAUUAGAUAAACAUUUAGCAGAAAAAAUAAGAAAAUAUUUUGAAUAUGUAUGGUGUGAUGCAGAAGAGGAAAAUGAUAGAGAGGCUUUUAAAUUUGCUGAAUAAAUACCUGCAUAAUUAUUAGAAGAAAUGAAAAUUGACAUAAAUAUGAAAGUUGUAAAAAGAAUAAACUUUUUGACUGAAAAUUUUAGUGAAUAGUUUUUAAUUUAAUUAUCCAAAAAUUUAAUUGAAGAAAAAUAUGCUCCUGAAUAAAUCAUCUAUAAGGUAAUAUGAAUUUAUAUUAUUUUUAGUAAAAUGAUGAGAGUGAUUUUCUUUAUAUAUUAUAGAAAGGAGAAUUACAAUUUUAUAUAACAUUAAAAAACAAAUAGGAAUCCUAAAAAGUUUUAGAAUCAGUUACUGGAGAGUCUUUACCAUUUGGAGUUUUAGAGUUUUUUCAGAAAUAAAACCAUUAAGUUUCAUGUAAGUCAACCUAAUUCACCUAUGUAUUAAAAAUACAUAGAAGUUAAUUUACUGAGCUUUUAUUAUAAAAUUAAAAAGAUUAUGUAAAAAGUUAGUUAUUUAAUUUAAGUUUACAUUUUGCCAAAUGAAAGAUAAAGUCACAUUCUUAAAUUAAUAAGAUAUAGUUGAUAUUACUUGUAGAGCAUGCAAUAAAACUACUCAUGUAAUUAAAGAAUGUCCUAUGGUUUGUGGAUAUCCAAAUAGAGCAAAAGUCUUAUUGAAUUAUAGAAGGAAUGUACCAUCUGAUAGAAAGAGUUUUAAGAGAACUUUUAAUAGAAGAGUAGAUACACUUAUGGAAUCACAUGAUGUAAAAAAUAGCAUAUUAUUAUUCUUAUGCAAAAAUAAAUUAAUAGAAGAACUAUAAAAUCAUUCUUCUGGUAAAAAACUAUUUUAUAAUUAGAAAAAAAGAAUGAAAAUGAAUCCGAUAUUGAAAGUUAUGAGUCAUUAAAAAUUGGAUAUCAUUUAACUAUAUCAUAAUAAAUUGAAUCAAAACGUCCACUUUCCUUUUAGGGUUGUAAUGAUGCACUAUAAGAUGAUGAACUAGUAAUUAAUAAUUAUUUAUUUAGUAAUUAAAAAUUAAAGAAAUAGUUAAGUAUUUAAAAAAGAAAGAAUCUGUUUAUUCUCAUUAAGAAAGUAAAACAUGCUUAAAAUAAGAUGAUAAAAAUUAACACUUCAAUUUUUUAAUGAAAGGAUCUGAUCAGUCAAAUUAAUUACUUCCAUAAUAAUUAUCAAGUGCAUCUGAAUAAGCUUAUUAAGAUUCUAAUAAAAGAGGAUCAAGGGCUUAAUUGCCAAAAUAUAAAAAUUUAAUAGAUGUAAUCAUAUAAGGAGCUAUGAUUAAUUCACCUAACAAAAUUUUAGUAACUGAAUAAGUUGAACAAGAAGAAGAACCAGGUAAAAUUAGAGGAUAAUUUAUUGAAAUUUUUGAAGGUUUUGAGUAAUUUAAAAACUUUGACAAUUAUUUAAAACACAAUAAUCUGGCAGCUAUUAUUAAAUUACGAGAACGAAAAAAAAGUAGAAGAUAAUGA